CCUAUCAAAAUGGCAGAAGUCAUGCAGAUGUUUCUAUUUCUAUACAAAUCUAAAUAUCGUCGAAAAAAUAUAUCAAGAUAUGAUAAUAAUAGUAAACUGGUGUCUGGUAUACCGUGUAUGUUUUUAUGGAUAGUUUUAUUGUGGGUCGCAGUGCUAUGGAGUACAGCGACAGCAUCAUCGUCUUCUUCUUCAUCCUCAUCGUCAUCAGAAUCGACAUGCGAUUCAAACAAUUGUGUCAACGGUAAUUGUGUCAAUGGUACCUGUGUAUGUCACGAUGGCUGGCAGGGAUCCGCAUGUCAGUACUGCAGUGGAAAAAUCAGACUGACAGCACCAUCAGGAAGCAUCCAUGAUGGAGCAGGGAAUUACACGACAGAUGUUAAGUGCUCGUGGUUGAUAGAGAGCAGCAAAAAUUCAUCAAUACGAAUGCAUAUUGAAGAAUUUGCAACAGAAUGUGGAUGGGAUCAUUUGUACAUAUAUGAUGGUGAUAGCGUUGAGGCACCGCUACUUGGCGUAUUUACCGGAUUGAUGCACAAGGAUGGCUACCACAUCCGGCGAGUUCCGGAAGUAAUAGCACGAUCUGGCAGCGUCUUCCUACAUUUUUACUCAGACGUAGCUUAUAAUAUGAGCGGAUUUAAUAUUACGUAUAAAACAAAUGCUUGUCCUAGCAGGUAUUCGUAUAUAGAUUGCUCUGGGCACGGUGUUUGUAUUGAAGGAGUUUGUACUUGUGACGCAACGUGGACUGGCGAGGCCUGUGAUUCCCCAGUUUGUCCUAAAAAUUGUUCUCAGCAUCAUAAUCAAGGUGAAUGUGACCGGGAAAGACAUCAAUGUAUUUGUAUGCCAGGAUUUAAAGGUUCAGACUGUAGCCAAAGAGUGGAACGUGGUUACUGGGAAACAAUAUCAUACAAUGACUUUUCACCUGAAGGCUCAGCAAGUCACUGCUCAGUGGUCUGGCGUGACUCAUUGUACGUCGUCGGUGGUGAAAGCUUUUAUAAAUCCAAGAUGAUAUACGUUUAUGAUUUAAAUGGUAAUGUUUGGGAGACACCACACAUUGAAGGUAUACGUCCAUUACCGAGAUACGCGCACUCAUGUGUGUUAUUUGGUGAUAAAAUUUAUAUGUAUGGUGGUGUCAUUGAAAACUCAACUGUAACAAAUGAACUCUGGGCGUUUGAUGUAUCCGCAAAGGUAUGGGAAAAUGUUAAAGUGAGGCAUAAUUGCAACAACAAAACAAUGUGCGGGCCAUUGAAAGUUGCUGGUCAUACUGCUAACCUUAUUCACAGUUAUGAUAAGAGCGAAAAAAUGGUCGUUAUAUUUGGUCACUCACCGCAGUACGGUUAUCUAAACAUUGUUCAAGAAUAUUACUUUGGUACACGGGAAUGGAAAAUAGUCGAGACAAUGGGAUUUCCUGUAAAAGGUGGAUAUGGGCAUAGCGCAGCUUACGAUCCCCUUACAAAUCUCAUUUAUGUUUACGGAGGAUAUGUUUCGGAAUCACAGAGCACACAAAGUUUGACCAAUCGAAUAUAUUCAUAUCAUCCAAAUUAUCGUGUGUGGCGUCUUCUUACAUCAGCACCAUCCGCACGUUUUUUUCAUACAGGUGUUUUUAUAAAUGGAGGAUUGAUGCUUGUAUUUGGUGGCAAUACUCACAAUGAUACGAUACACUCACACGGAGCUUUAUGUUAUUCUGCUGAUACAAUAGCUUAUGAUGUUACGUGCGACGCAUGGCAUCACUUCCCAAUGCCACCAGAAAUGUCUAAUCUACCGAGAUACGGACACACUGCUACUGUAUUUGAAAAAUCAAUGUACAUAUACGGCGGUUUUGAUGGUCAAAUGCUGUCAGAUAUGUUGAAAUAUACACCCGGAAGUUGUGUACACUUGGCGCCUCAGACACAGAGUUCGUGUCUUAUCUCAAGGACGGGUACUAAAUGUAUUUGGGAUAAACAGAGAAGUGAAUGCUUACAGAUAACCGAUGUAUCACGUGAUGUACUAAGGAAUGAUGACAUUCAUGAUGGCAGAUAUAUGCAGUGUAUUGAUGAUACUCAGCCACGGGGAAUGACAUCACAUAAAGAAUUGUGUAAAUUACUGACAGAUUGCACAGCAUGCGUACAGACUUCGUAUAAUUGCGUAUGGUGUGGAAAAAGUUGUGUUUACGAAAUGUGCAGACGUACUGCAAAUGCACCGCCGCUUGCGGGUAUAACGACUUUAGAGGAGUGUGACGCUCAUACUGGGGUCGAAUGUUUGCAGUUACACACGUGUCAUGCAUGCUCCAAUAAUCUUAAUUGUAUUUGGUCAUGGUCCAAUGGUCCAGAUCGUUGUAAACCAAUAACUAAAAUACGUGAUAUAAAUAUAAUGAAUGGAACAAUACAGGCACAGGCGCAACGUUUGUCGUUGGAUACUUGUAGAAGUCCUUGUGUUGAGUAUACUUCUUGUAGAAAUUGCACUGAAUCAGAUUGUAUUUGGUGUCAAAAUGAGCACAAGUGUGUCGAUAAAAAUGCUUACCCGGCAAGUUUUCCGUACGGUCAAUGUCGAGAAUGGACAACGAGUGACUCGAGAUGCAGAGCUACCGAGACAGGACGUGAGUGGUGUAGCUUUUAUUCAUCGUGUCUGAGUUGCCGGUCUGAUCCUGGCUGCGGAUGGUGCGAUGAUGGAUCGAAUACGGGCAAAGGCAAGUGCAUAGCUGGUGGCGCACGUGGUCCCAAAACGUCAAAUACUGAUGACACGUGUCCGUUUGACCGGUGGUUCUUUACCAAGUGCCCAACUUGCCAGUGCAAUGGUCACAGUACAUGCUAUCCAAAUACCACAGAGUGUAUUAAGCCCUGUGGGAAUUUAACUCGAGGAGCACAUUGUGAUAAAUGUAUGACUGGUUACUACGGAAGUCCGCUCAAUGGCGCAACUUGCCAGCCUUGUUCCUGUAACGACCAAGGCACUGAAUGCACCAGUGAAACUGGUAAAUGUUUUUGUACAACUAAAGGUAUUGUUGGUGAUCACUGCGAGCGAUGUGAUGUUUCUAGUCUCUAUAAUGGAGAUCCAACCAAGGGAUCAUGCUUUUAUGACCUGGUCAUAGACUAUCAAUUUACAUUUAAUUUGAGUAAAAAAGAAGACCGACAUUAUCGAGCAAUAAAUUUUAAAAAUUCGCCAUCAAAACCUGAUGUAGAUGCUGAGUUUUCCAUCACCUGUUCGGUACUUGCCAAGAUGAAUAUAACAAUAAAAAAGGGCAAUAGUCCAGAAAAACCAUUACUUCUCGGUGCCAAUUGUACAACAUACAAACAUCGUUUUAGUAAGGCUGAUUACAAUUUUGGAAAUGAAGAUAAUAAUACACAGACAACAUUUUACGUUUAUGUCUACGAUUUCCAACCACCAUUAUGGAUUCAAAUAUCAUUUUCCCAAUAUUCAAAACUAAACUUGCAGCAAUUUUUCAUCACAUUUUCUACAGAUUACAUGACACCGCACAGGUGCUUCCUUGCUUUGCUGUUGGUGGCUGCCGUUCUAUGGAAAAUAAAACAAAAAUACGACAUGUACCGGAGACGUCAACGGUUACUAGUAGAGAUGGAGCAGAUGGCCAGCCGGGCUUUCAGUCAAGUUCUUGUGGAAAUCGAAAGGCGAGAUGUGCUGUCAGAUACCGAACGUAAUGACUUGGAUGCAUGCAAUGGUCAAAAGAAAAAAAAAGAUGCACCCAGUCCGAUUGCUUUAGAACCGUGCAAUGGUAACAGAGCAGCAGUUUUGUCAUUGCUAGUCAGACUACCAACCGGUGGUGAGGCAUACACGCCAUCAGGCCAAAGUGCUGGAUUAGCAGUAGCAUCAGCUCUAGUCACAUUGGGUAGUCCACGAAGGCCUUCACAAGAAUUAUCAACAAAAGAGCCGAAAAAAACGCGUAAAUCUGCCAGUCAACAUCCCGAUUCAACUUGUAUUUAACAUUUAAUCCACAUUACACAGGUAAUACAUAAAUAUUUUUAAUUCACCAUCUGUGCAUUCACAUUCACAGGGAUCAUCUUUAAUAUUUUUUGUUAUUGUUCAUUGAAUUUACCAUUCAACCGGACACUCCUUUUUAAUAUUAUCAUUUUUUAUAUUUUUUAUUUCAUUAUUUUAUUAUUCAAAUAGAUAUUAUUAUUACGACUAAAGAGCUUCCGAGCUUGUUCAAUCGAUGACAAUUCAUUUUUAUUUUAUUAUAAUUUUUUUUUUUUAUUAUUUUUUACUCUCCGACUGCCUUAAUGUCUUCUCUGCCGUUAUUAUUUUUAAUUAACGUAAUUUUAAUUAAAUUAAGAAAUUUCGUUUGUAGAUUAUUUCCUACACUUCCAUCUUUAUGUUAACUUAUACAUAAAUUUAUAAUUAUUAUUUUUUAUCUUAAAUAUUAAGAUAUAUUUAUAAUUGGCAAAACAUUUACUAUUGUUUUUGUAUCGUUUUAAAAAUGAAAUUAUACCAGUGUCAAAGAUCAAAUUGUAUAGUAUCUCUAAUAAUGACACUAGUGUUUUAGUUAUUAAUAAAUUAAAUUGUUAAUGAUAAUCAAAAAUGAACAAACACGAAUAAAAGAUCAAGCCAAGUGUACAGUAGAAAAUUAAAUUGUUAAAUAAUCUAAUGUUUUAUAAAACAUUUAUGUACUUGGUUUUAUUUUAUUAUAUUUUUUAAAUUUAAUUUAAACAAUUUAACUUUAAGAUAAUGCCCGUAAUCAACCAAUCUUAUUGUUUUUUUUUCUUUUUUAUAAAUAAAUAUAUAUAUAUAUAUAUAUAAAUAUAAAUAAAUAUAUAGUAUGAAUGAUAGGAGCAGAUGCAAGGAGCGUGUGAAAGUAAAUUUAAACGAGUGAGUGUAGCAGAUCAGACAAAUUUAAAAUUAUAAAUAAUAAAAAAAAAAUGUUCAUAAAAAAUUCACUUAUUAAUUUCAAAAUUUUUUAACUGCGCGUUUUUUUUAUUAAUCAUUUACUCUAUUUAUUAAUAAUUUUAAAUUUAUCUGAUGCCUGCUACAUUCACACUCGAAAAUUUAAAUAUCUAAAUGUUUAAUGUCCAAUUCGUAAAUUUAUAUAAAUAUAAAUAAUUAAUGAAUUUUUUAGUUGUCGUAAUGUAUAUCAAUGAAUGAUUGUCAUUAUUAUUAAUACUUAUAAAUAGAAAUAUAUAUGAAAAAAAUAAUGUUUAGAAUAAGUAUGACGCAUUUUAUUAAGACAUUUAAAAAUUACUUGUACUUUUUAUAACGCGCUCUGUAUAUAUUAAUAAUAUAUAUAUUAUAAACAUAUUAAUCAAGUUACGUAGUGUAUUAAUGAUAAAAAGUUUUGUUUUUUUUAUUCAUAGUAUUCAAAAUCGCCAUAUUUUUUUUGGAGUUCAAUCAUUUUUUUUCUUACGUAUCUUUUUUUUAUAAAUAUAUUUAUUUUAUAUUUACUGUUUAAGAUUUUUUUUUACUAAAGAAAAUAAUAUAGGCCGGAUAUAAUAUAAGUAUAUAUUACAUGGAGAUUAAAUAAAGUAAUAAUGUAAAAUUAAUUAGUACACAAAACAUCGAAUCGCGUCCAAUUGGAAUGAAAAAAAAAAUUUAAUCUUAUUAAAUAUAAAUCGGAAUUAAAUUUACAAAUAUAUAAUUUUAUUUCAGUAAUAAUAAUUAAUUUUCUCUGUAUACAAUUUAAUUACUCUUGCCCAAUAUUUAACAAUAUUAAUAAUAAUGAAUUAUAUCGUAUUUUUUUUUUUUUUAAUGAUAAUUUUAUUACACGUAUGUUUAAAGCGUUUGAAAGGUUUUUGACUUAAUGAGUUGAAUUACCAUUGAUCUACAUUGACGUCAUUAUAUUGUUUACGCUAAAAAUAUAUCGUUAACGGUAUAUUUAAAUAAAAAAAAAUGGUAAUUUAAUUCAAUGAAUACUGAAUAUAUUAUUAUAAUUAUAAAAUAUUUUUUAUUAACACAAUUAUUGUUUUUAUUUUUAUUUUGUUUGUAUUCAAGCAAAGUUCUAGUCUAUAAUGAUGAACAAGAUAAAUAAAGUGUAAUAUCGAGAGUAUGAUAGUAAUUAAUUUGCGUUAUAGUCCAGUCAAAGUGCAAAGAUUUGCAUAGAAGUGAAAAUUCGUACGAAUGUUCGGAACACUAUUAUAAAUAAAAUGUAAAAAUUCCCAUCGACCCCACACGCAAAAAAAUUUAUUCAAGGUCAAAGCCGCAAAUGUCGGUUUUUUCCGUUUUUUUAGCCAAACGGUAAGUUUUAUGAUAAAAAUAGAUCAGACAAAAAUUGAAGAUUAUGCAAUUAUCUAUGAAAAUUAUCUCUACAAUUUUUCUCCUAAACGUCACCGUUUCUGAGAUAUUAUGGUUGAAAAAGUUGUGUUCUUUAUAAUAUGCAUAAGUACAUUGGGUACAUCUAUCACUGGAGCUGGGAUUCAAGUAAAAAUCUUUUUUUCUCGGUUCGUAUAAAAUUACCUGCUUACAAUACCUCCCAGGUGACGUGGAAACGUCUGCAUAUUAUGAGGAAUACGACUUUUUCAACCAUUAUAUCUCAGAAACGGUGACGUUUGGAAGGAAAACUGAGGAGAAAAUUAUUAUAGAAUUAAUAAUCUUCAAUUUUUGUCUGAUCUAUUUUUAUCAUAAAACUUACCGUUCGGCUAAAAAACCCAUAUUUGCACAGUAACAACGGAUUCAUCAAAAUUACCACAUAUCGUGUGUAAAACGAACGUAUGAAACUUUUUAAGAAUUCUUUUGUGAUGGUCGAGAUUAUUUUUAAGAUAUUUUGUGUGUUAAUUUGACAGUAACAUAUAAAAAGUGUUACUUUCGAAUAAAAUUACAUUUUUGUGUGUUAAAAAAUCAAUCGAUUACGACAGUUCAAACAAGAUAAAUACUGUGUGUUAAAUUGACACACAAAAGUAGUAAAAAAUCAACACUCGGAAUUUUAACACACGCUUUUUUUUACACUUAGAUGAUUAGUUUUUUACUGUGAUGCGAAUCUUGAUCUUGAAUAAUUUUUUUUCAAGAGUGGAAUCGAUGGAGACUUUUUACAUUUCAUUUAUAAUAGAAAUAUUGUUCCGAACAUUCGUACCAAUUUUCAGCUCUAUGCGAAUUUUUUUUAACCUACCCCUAUUUUUUGGGAUAACUUGACCGGACUGUUAAUAUUAUAAAUAAAAAACGGACAAUUUUAUUAUUGAGAAUAAUUAUAAAUAAUGAUUUUCAAAAGGAGGCGUUUAAAUUUGAGAAAAUGUAAGAAUGUGAUUAAUGAUUAGGGUAGAGGUACCGUUUUUGGCAACUUAAGAACCAGUUUUGGACACCUAAGAAAUUUGAAUAAAAAAUUUUAAAAAUACGCCAUAACAUAAUUAAUUUUCAAAAUUUCUUUAGAGAUACUUUUAUCCCACUAUUAAAAUGUAAAUUUUAUUUUAUACAUUUUCGUAAAUUUAAAUAAAGUGUAAAAUGUCCAAAAAUGGAGCAGUGGCCACAAAUGGUACCUCUAUUCUAUAUAUAAAUAAAAUCUAGAUAAAUUGAUAAAUAAAAUAAUAAUUAUUAAAUUGUAAUCAAAUGACAAAUGUGGAAUGCAGCUCAAAUGAUUCAAAGACUGGCAGAUUACACGUUUUAAAUAAUUAUAAUAUUAAUAAUUAAUAAAUAUAAUAACUAUUAUUAUUAUUAUUUUUUUUUUUGUUAUUAAUAAUAAUUAUACAAUCGGCGAUUAAUAAAAAAUAUAACAUUUAUAUUAAACUCAGCCAUAUUUUUGUCCGACAAAUUAUCGCAUGAAUGUUUCUAAAACGUGUGGGUGUUGGAAUGAAAAUUAAUUAUUAAAAAAAAGCAGAUUGUUCUAAUUAAAAAAAAAAAUGGUAUAUAUGUAUAUAAAUUAGUAUAAAAAAAAAUUUUCAUUGUUUUCUUUUUUUUUUACAAUUAAAAAAUUAAUUUAAAAAAUUAACCAUUACCGCUCUCUUUAUAAAUUUCAAACUAAAAAUUUUUAAUUAAUUUUUUAUAAUGAAAGCAGACAACUGACAAUUUUUUUUUAUUUUUAAAUAAAAAAAUUUUAAAUGUACGUCAAAAAAAAUGAUACUAAAGUUAG
Microplitis mediator is the source of this 7969-nucleotide messenger RNA. RefSeq names its product attractin-like protein 1 (gene dsd). The record is from RefSeq and is a predicted model, not a curated record. The transcript is spliced from 7 exons. Bases 10 to 3906 code for a protein of 1298 amino acids. Gene Ontology annotation, cellular component: Golgi apparatus. Gene Ontology annotation, molecular function: protein binding. NCBI's taxonomy places the organism in Eukaryota, Metazoa, Arthropoda, Insecta, Hymenoptera, Braconidae.